This is a messenger RNA of Hyla sarda, 3639 nucleotides long. It is a transcript of the gene CARF, whose product is annotated as calcium responsive transcription factor. Gene Ontology annotation, biological process: regulation of transcription by RNA polymerase II. Gene Ontology annotation, cellular component: nucleus. Gene Ontology annotation, molecular function: DNA-binding transcription factor activity, RNA polymerase II-specific; RNA polymerase II cis-regulatory region sequence-specific DNA binding. NCBI's taxonomy places the organism in Eukaryota, Metazoa, Chordata, Amphibia, Anura, Hylidae. The transcript is spliced from 16 exons. The record is from RefSeq and is a predicted model, not a curated record. The coding region runs from base 335 to 2569 and encodes 744 amino acids.
GUUUAGGCGUCUUCUAAUAUGGCGGUGCUGUGUGCUCAGGGAUAGCUGACGAAGAUGUCACAUCGACAUGCUCGACCGGAACACGGCAUUGCUGCGUCCCUCCCCUGUACAGGAGUAUACAGAUAUCAGGUGAGCAUGGUGCUACCUUUUCCCCUAUAUGCGGCUAAGGGGCACUGCAUAGAGUAUGCAAUGUUAACCCCUUCCCGCCAACGGCCAGCGCCGGGGGUUGCACCUUGGGUCCAGGUCCCCCUAUCUUCCCUGCUUGUCCUGCUGUCUCAGCCUGAAGUAAUGCAGCUGACCAUAGCUGGCUGAAGACAUCUUAGGAUACAGAGAAAUGGAGGUCAGUGGGCUACAAUGUGACACAAUGGCACACCCCACAGAGUUGCUUAUCACUUGCACUAAUGCAGAUACCCAAUUGGGAGAGUCUGAACUGGAACUUGAGGAUGCCUCACAGCAGCAGAUCUCAGCCCUUACUGAACAAUAUCACUUUAUAGAUCAAGAUGGGAAUGCCAUCCGUUGUGAAAUUCAGGCAUUGCCUGGCACUAGUCCUCAGAUGAUGAUUCUGGCAAGUGAAUCGGAGAAUGGACAAGUGUUCCAUGUCAAUGUCAUUCCCUCCAACCAAACGACAACAGCCCAGUUUCUUAUUCCUCAAGAUCCUGUAGAACACAGUCAGACAAGAGAGACUCUGCAGACUGUACAGAAUAUCUCAGGAAAUGCUGUGCCCGAAAACACAGGCAGCUUAAUCAUUCACUCUAGCACUGCACUCGAUGUAUCUAAAAAAUCAGCUGCCAGGUUAUCUGUAGAACAGUUCCCAAAACCACUUCCUUCUAACCUUCCUGUUUGGGCACGCCGUCUUAGGAGUUGUGAGAAAAUUGGAGAUUCUUAUCGUGGAUACUGUCUGAGUGAGGCUGAACUAAUGAAUAUUUUAGGUCUUCACAAGCAACAUACAAUGAGCGUGUGGGGGACGCGACAGUCUCCAAGCCCAGCCAAGCCAGCCACUCGGCUAAUGUGGAAGUCACAGUAUGUCCCAUAUGAUGGAAUCCCCUUUAUUAAUGCAGGAAGCAGAGCAAUUGUGAUGGAAUGUCAGUAUGGACCAAGAAGAAAAGGAUCACAGCCCAAGAAAAGUGGAGAGAUUGACAGCACAACUGGGCAGAUGUAUAAAGCAACAUGUCCAGCAAGGAUAUAUAUCAAAAAGGUGAAGAAAUUUCCUUCUUAUCGAGUUCCUACAGAUCCGAAGAUUGACAAGAAGUUGAUUAAACUGGAACAAGAAAAAGCAUUUAACUUAUUAAAAAAGGAUUUAGAAACAAUUGAGGGUGUGUUAAGAUGGUAUGUCCAGCUACCUGAUCAGGAAGCGCAUCAGUAUCACAACCUGGAUUCAGGUUGUUUCUCGUCUUCACCCACUUCAUUUCAGCCACCUAAUGAGGAAGAGGAUGAGAUGAUUUGUGAGGAGAGUUCUACCCUUUCUUCUCGUCUGCAUCCUUGUGUGUCUGAUAAAAUCCGGGAACUGGUUGCCAAAGGCAUUGAUGAGGUUUAUUCUGUCAGGAAACAGCUAAGAAAAUUUGUGGAGCGAGAGCUCUUCAAACCAGAUGAAAUUCCAGAGCGACAUAAUUUGUCCUACUUCCCAACAGUAAAUGACCUGAAGAAUCACAUCCAUGAAGCACAAAAAGCCCUAGGAAAUGGAGAGCUCAUCUAUGAACAGGAAACUAUUCCAAGAGCACUUCAGUGGAGUACUGAGAGUGGGAGUGUUCUCAAUGAAAUGGUUACAGUGACAUUCGAAUCUUCAUCUCAUGAAGAACAAGAGUCUUUGAUAAAAGUGCAAAACUGUUCGAAUGAAGAUGACUGUCAAGAUACAGCACAGCUGCUGUCUUCAUUAACCUCUCUACAGCCCAAAAUCUUUGCACAGCUUCAGAGUCUCCAGCUGCAGCCAACUUUUACAUCACCUGAUGGGACAACUGCCCUGAUUGCGGUGAACCAGCCAUCUCCUACAUUCACGUCAGAUGAGACCUCAGCCCUGAUGACCGUGAACUCACAAAUGCCAUCCUUUAAUUCUGAUGGCACCACAGCACUUAUCACAGUCAACCACCCUCCCCCAUCUUUUACAACUUCUGAAGGGACAACAGCACUUAUUGCAGUGAAUCGCGAGUCCCCAUCCUUCACAUCUUCUGAUGGAACAACCUCUCUUAUUACAGUCAGCCAACCAGGAAUGUUAAAUGCUGGAACAAGUAAUCAGCCUCUUGUGCUUAGUCAUUUGCAGAGCCAACAGAAUGACUCCUCUGCAUCCGCAGUCACUGCUUUAUCUCCCUCUGGUCACAAUCACCUUGUCAGCAUGGGGCAGCUGGUGACUGUGGAAGAUCCAACAUCUAGCGUGUCUGGAGAGGUGCAUCAGAUUCUGCUUGGGGAACUGCACCCUAUUCCUAUUAGGAUUUUAGACAACCAGCCAACCAUUGUUGAAGUUGGUUCUAUUGAUGAAUUUUGUACUGUGCAAGAUCAAGACAGCCCAAGAGAGUCAACAGAUUCCCAAUCGCAUACUGAAGAAACAGGAUCCACAGACUGUCAGGACCCGGCUUGAAUUGCAAAUUAAUCAAAUUACAAGUUUUAUAUUCAGCCUCAUAUUGAGGAAAACAACCACAUAUUCAAUAAAGACUGUUUAUCCAACAUUUGGAUCUCUUCCAACUGUUUUAAAUGUUGCAAACAAUUUCUCCUGAGACAGCGUUAGAAAAUGAAAAGAUUAAGGCAACACAGCAGCAUAAAUCUAAUGCCCAUGUACAGAGAUUUUGAUGCUAGGCUUUGUAUACACUGACCAUAUAACCCUCCCUUCAAGACUGGAACUGAUCAGACUGACAGUUUAACACAGCAUUCCUACUCUUCUGUCUGUAAAUUGCAAGUCUUAUUACUUAUUCCAUAUAAUCUGCUGUGUCACAAAGCAGAUCUGGCUGCAGUUAAAGUGAAUCUUUCUGCGGCAAUUCACGUUCCAAACUGCUGACACUGUUAGAUAGGUGUUAGGACAAGGAGACACCCAUUACAUUUCAUAUAUCUUUCUGUGCUUCUAUAACAUAGGAAAAAUGCUUUUAUUCCCUGUUUAAAUAGUCAAAGAGAUGUUCUCAAGCCCCUGCUAUAACACCUUCUUGCUCCACCUCCCAUCUCUGUCCCUGCUUGAUUGAAAGCUUGAAACCGAGCCCUGUUCCCAAAUCCUUACAACUGCGCACUAUUUUAAUGCACAGUGCAGAAAUUUUUUUUAAAACAGGGCUUGGCUUCAAGAUGGCUGUCAUCUAGAGACAGAAAUGGGAGGAGAUGCGAGGAGAUGUUUCAGACCCCAGCACUUCGGGGGCUUGGGAAUGCCUCUUUGACACUUGGCACCAGAGAAUAAAAACAUUGUUCGACUUUAUGGAAGCACAGACAGAUAUAUGUAAGGUACCAAGUGUCUUCUUGCCCUAACAGCUAUCUAACAAUGUCAACAGUUCGGAACAUUAAAUACAGUUUACAGAUUCUCUCAAGUAUACCUCUUCCCCCUCUGGAUGAUAAUCUAGACCUAUGUAUGUUAAUGUGUUUUGUAAGUUACAGAUUGCAAGAGAACUUCAUAGAAAUAAACAAGGAUGCUAAUCUUGACUAUCUCUGCAUUGAAAUAAAAUUUUACCCACC